This is a messenger RNA of Vigna unguiculata (cowpea), 1752 nucleotides long. RefSeq names its product auxin efflux carrier component 2-like. Lineage: Eukaryota; Viridiplantae; Streptophyta; Magnoliopsida; Fabales; Fabaceae. Gene Ontology annotation, biological process: auxin polar transport; auxin export across the plasma membrane. The record is from RefSeq and is a predicted model, not a curated record. Gene Ontology annotation, cellular component: endoplasmic reticulum; plasma membrane. Gene Ontology annotation, molecular function: auxin efflux transmembrane transporter activity.
AUGAUCAAAGGAAAAGACGUGUACGAUGUUGUGGCAGCGGUUGUGCCUCUGUACGUGGCUUUGCUCUUAGCAUAUGGCUCCGUGCGUUGGUGGAAGAUCUUCACCGCAGAACAGUGCUCCGGCAUGAACCGUUUUGUGUCUGUUAUCGCAGUGCCCUUCCUCUCUUUCCAUUUCAUAUCCAACAACAACCCUUACACCAUGAACUUCAGGUUCUUAGCCGCGGAUUGUGUUCAAAAGGUUGUGAUUUUGGCUGCGCUUUUUGUGUGGAACACUUUCACCAAGUGGGGUAGCCUUGACUGGACCAUCACACUGUUCUCACUCUCCACUCUCCCCAACACACUCAUCAUGGGGGUUCCUCUUCUGAAAGCCAUGUAUGGAGAAUUCACAGGCACCCUCAUGAUCCAGAUUGUGGUUUUUCAGAGUGUGAUUUGGUACACUCUCUUGUUGUUCAUGUUCGAAUAUAGAGGGGCCAAGCUACUCAUUCUGGAGAAAUUCCCUCACACUGCAGCUGCUAUAUCCUCCGUUAGGGUUGAUUCACGUGUGAGCUCUCUCAAUGCUAGAGAGCCAUUGCAUGCUGAUGCAGAAAUCGGAGAAAACGGAGAACUCCACGUGGUGGUCAGAAGCAUGUCACGUUCUACCUUCAUAACCAUGCCUUCUUCUCUCCACAAGUCGCAUUCAACACCUAGACCAUCAAAUUUCACUGGGUACCCGUCUUAUGGAGAAACAUCUAAUCUCCAAAAUGCAGGUUUUGUUGAUACGGCGCCUGAGAAAAUGCUUUGGAGGAGCAAGAGUGACGGUGGCGGGGUUUCUGGUGGUGGUUUUGUUUAUUCAUACCCCUCUGAAAAUCCAGGGUUUGUAGGGUUUAAUAGUGGUUUUGUUUCUCCAUACCUCUAUCCAAAACCAGAGUUUCCAGGGUUUAUUAGUGGUUUGGUUACUCCAUACCCGUCUCCAAAACCAGUGAUUGCAGGGUCUGAUAAUGGUGGCAGGAGAAACGCAGGUUCUAACAAUUGUUUAAACAUAUUUGGUUGUGGCUUGAAUGCAUCGUCAAAUUCUGAUGUUAAUAAUCAGAGACAUGAAAUAAACAGAGUUGGCUCCUUUGCCAACGUUGGACCUUCCCAAUUUCCACUCGAAACUACUGCUUCAAAAGUUCAUGAAAUUGUAAUUGAUGAAGAAGCAGAACAUCGUGCAAUUGGGAAACAAAAAGAGGUGAAAAACGAAGAAGCUGAUACAAACAAAAAUCAACAACUGCCACGUGCUAGUGUCAUGUUAAAACUCAUUCUCAUCAUGGUUUGGAGGAAUCUCAUAAGAAACCCUAAUACCUAUGCAAGUGUUUUAGGUCUCGUUUGGUCUCUCAUAUUUUUCAGGUGGAACAUCGAAGUGCCAUCUAUUAUAAAAGGUUCCAUUGAAAUAAUUUCUAACACAGGACUAGGAAUGGCCAUGUUCAGUCUUGGUCUAUUCAUGGCAUUACAACCUAAGAUCAUUACUUGUGGAAAAACUCUGGCGGCACUUGCAUUCGGAAUUAAGUUCUUGGUUGGUCCAUUUCUGAUUCUUGCAGCCUCCAAAAUAAUUGGUAUCCAUGGAGUUCUUUUACGAGUUACAAUUGUUCAGGCUGCUCUUCCCCAAGGAAUUGUCCCAUUUGUAUUUGCAAAAGAAUAUAAUCUUCAUGCAGACGUACUCAGCACAGCGGUUAUCUUCGGAAUGGUGGUUGCGUUGCCCGUAACAAUAAUUUACUAUGUAGUUCUUGGACUUUAG